Molecule: messenger RNA, 1504 nt
Organism: Salvia splendens (bonfire salvia)
Lineage: Eukaryota; Viridiplantae; Streptophyta; Magnoliopsida; Lamiales; Lamiaceae
Product: F-box family protein
Exons: 1
Coding region: 223-1311 (362 amino acids)
Molecular function (GO): protein binding
Source: RefSeq, a predicted model, not a curated record
UUCAACACGCAUUUCCUCGAUUAAUUCCCAAUUAAUCCAUGGGAAAGAAAGAUCGUUCUCUUCUGAUUUCAAUCGGUAGAAAUAACCCCUUCCUCUUCGCCAGUUCCCAAAUUAAUUCUAUUGGGAAUUUAUGCUGCGAUUCAAUUUACAUUGAGUAAGUAUUUCUCCCUCCAUUUCUUGAUUGUUUUCACGAAUUUAUGUGUUUUUCUGUAACAUCAUUGGAUGAAUUCAUUUAAUUCGAAAAGUGGGUUCUUCCCCGACGAGGUUGUGAUUCAGAUUCUCGCAAGAUUGCCGAUUAAAUCCCUAAUUAGAACCAAAUGCGUUUCCAAGGCUUGGCGUAGCCUAAUUUCUGAUAAAUACUUCACAAAGAUUUAUAACGAAAAUUCAAUUCGAAACCCUAAUGUGCUCGUAGAGAUCACCGAUCCCACCUCGGAAUCGAGGCCAAGUUUGAUUCUUGUUGACAAUUUGAGAGGUGUCUCCGAAUUCUCACUGGAUUUCAUCAAGGAUAGAGUUAGGGUUAAGGCAUCUUGCAAUGGAUUGCUAUGCUGCUCUAGUAUUCGUGACAAGGGCGUUUAUUAUGUGUGUAAUCCGAUGACUCGGGAGUUUCGGCAGCUCCCGCGAACCCAGGAGAGGCCGUUGACUCGAUUUUACCCUGACGGGGAGGCCAUGCUUGUGGGCUUAGCUUGUGAUGUUGUGACGGGGAGGUAUAACGUGGUGUUGGCCGGUUACCACCGCUCGUUCGGGCAUAGGGCCGAGAGGACCUUUAAGUGUAUGGUGUUUGAUUCGGAGACAGGAAAUUGGAGGAAGUUUGUGUCGUUGCAGGAUGAUCACUUCACUCAUAUGAAUCGGAACCAGGUUGUGUUUGCCAAUGGUGCGUUGCAUUGGCUCACGGCUAGCUGCUCGUGUUUGCUUGUUCUUGAUUUGGACUGUGAGUCGUGGAGGAAGAUUUCGUUGCCUGGGCAAGUGGUGUGUGGGAGUGGGAAUCGGGUUUAUUUGCUUGAGUCGGAUGGGAGGGUGUCGGUUGUGCAGAUCUCGGAUGUGUGGAUGAGUAUAUGGGUGAUGGAGGAGUACGGGAGGGAGGAGUGGUCGUUGGUGGAUAAGGUUAGCCUGCGGUGCAUAAGGGGGAUGGUACCGGGGGUGUUCCCGAUUAGCCAGACGGAGCAGUGCGUGUUCCUCGCGACGCACAAGCAGGUCUUGGUUUACCAGCGGAGGACGCGCGUGUGGAUGGAGAUGUACGCGUUGAAGAACGCUGCGACGCUGCCGUUGUGGUUCUCGGCUCAUGCUUUUAAAAGCACUAUAGUUUCCUGCUAGGGACUCUUGUCUGUUACUGUGCAUUUUGUGGAUUGAAAUCUGGUUUUGUGAAUCAAAGUUUGUACAGUUGUAUAAAUUUCAUAAUAUAAUCUGCUGCAGAAUUAGUGUUUGUAUUUUCUUCUUGAUUUUGGUAUCUCCAAAAAUUGGCUGAUUACUAUUAUAAUUCUUUGAUUUGUUUGAGCUUUCUUAAUGA